AUUGUAAUCUCCGUAGAAACCGGUUUUCUACAAACGCCAUCUUGCUCAGGUAGGUAUCACUGACGAAGUUUGCCAUCAGCUCAUCAGUCUAGUGCAGAUGUGCGCAGCCGUGUGUCGUCCAAUUAUGUUUCUGUUGUUAUUCGUAUGUUUUAGUUUCUCCGCGCUGUCCGUCAACGGACGAGCAGCAAAGGACUCCAUAAUAUUUCCAGAUGCCGUUUACGGUCGAUUUAACCAGAGAAUAGCAGUAUCUAAUAGUCAAGAGGUGCUGAGACCUUUAAGACAAAUUAAUCGUCGUCCAACUGGAAACAAUAGACAAACUAACGGUGAGGACGAGGACAUAUUCAGUGGAAUCGACACUGACUGGGUUAAUAAUAACAACGGACAGCAAAAUUCCGGCAACAGGCCAAAUGGUCAAUGGUCGAACAACGGUAACCAAAACCAAGGUUCCGGUAACAGACCGAACGGACAAUGGUCGAACAACGGCAACCAAGGUUCGUCGCAAGGUUUUGGCAACAGACCAAACGGACAAUCGUCGAAUAACGGUAACCAAAACCAAGGUUCCGGUAACAGACCGAACGGACAAUGGUCGAACAACGGCAACCAAGGUUCGUCGCAAGGUUUUGGCAACAGACCAAACGGACAAUCGUCGAACAACGGCAACCAAAACCAAGGUUCCGGUAACAGACCAAACGGACAAUGGCCGAACAACAAUAACCAAAAUCAAGGUGGGUCGUCAAACUCGAAUAGCCAAAAUGAAAGCCAACAAUCGUCGUCCAGCUCUCAAGUUGGCCAACCUGACCGUGAUGCCUGUAACGCGCGAUGCAGAGAAAGAGUGACGGGUGAAUACAAUCCUGUGUGUGGGACUGACGCCAUGACAUAUCAAAACAGGAGGUUCCUAGAGUGCAUUAGCGACUGUGGAAUCCAAACAAACUUGAGCUACAACGGCAAAUGUAUCACAACGACUGAACGCGUUGCAGUUCGUUAAUCAUUUAUAUCGUAAAAAAGACCCCUGCGUUCUUGAAAUUAAUUUAUAAUAACUAUUAAUAAUUAUUAUUGUAUUAUACAUUUCAACUAUAUUUUGUCAUUUGAACAUAAUAUUAUUG
Molecule: messenger RNA, 1103 nt
Organism: Adelges cooleyi (spruce gall adelgid)
Lineage: Eukaryota; Metazoa; Arthropoda; Insecta; Hemiptera; Adelgidae
Product: N66 matrix protein-like
Exons: 3
Coding region: 98-985 (295 amino acids)
Molecular function (GO): serine-type endopeptidase inhibitor activity; protein binding
Source: RefSeq, a predicted model, not a curated record